This is a messenger RNA of Solea solea (common sole), 5778 nucleotides long. It is a transcript of the gene mib2, whose product is annotated as MIB E3 ubiquitin protein ligase 2. Gene Ontology annotation, biological process: protein ubiquitination. Gene Ontology annotation, cellular component: cytoplasm. The record is from RefSeq and is a predicted model, not a curated record. The transcript is spliced from 20 exons. NCBI's taxonomy places the organism in Eukaryota, Metazoa, Chordata, Actinopteri, Pleuronectiformes, Soleidae. Bases 205 to 3288 code for a protein of 1027 amino acids. Gene Ontology annotation, molecular function: protein binding; ubiquitin-protein transferase activity; zinc ion binding.
GCAUGGGCGUGUUGUGAUGGCUGUCUGCUGCAGAGCCGCUCGGUGUUUUAAAUACUUACUGCUCCUAAAACAAGUAAUGUCAGUGCCGGUGGUGGACGACGACACGGGAUUUCAGUUGACCACAAAGUAAACAACCGUGACAAAGGCCCGAAAUGACUUGUGGUUCUGAGGAACAGCCGGUCAGCUGAUUUAAUCCGAGGAGAAAUGGGGGAAAUAUUAUGUGGAAAUUCCCAAGUUUCCCCUGAUCUGUUCCUGGAAACCCCCCUGGUGCCCUCUCUACCUGCAAUACCAUCAGCGAGAGUUGGCCCCACCUCUCAGAAGUCCCAGAGGCGCAGCAGCAGAAGUGACAGCGCUGCCAGGCCCCGUCCGUCGUGCUCAGCCCUCAGGCCAGGCCCCAGCAGAGGCAGCAUGGAGGUUGGCAUGCGCGUGGUGCGUGGCCUGGACUGGAAAUGGGGAAACCAGGAUGACGGCGAAGGCCACAUGGGCACUGUAGUGGAGAUCGGUAGGCAGGGAAGCACAACCACACCAGACAAGACAGUGGUGGUACAGUGGGACAGUGGCACACGGACCAACUACCGCACUGGUUACCAGGGUGCCUUCGACCUGCUGCUUUACGAUAAUGCUCAAAUCGGUGUACGGCACUCUAACAUCAUCUGUGACAGCUGCAAGAAGCAUGGCAUCAUGGGAAUGCGUUGGAAGUGCAAGGUGUGCUUCGACUACGACCUGUGCACCCAGUGCUACAUGAACAACAAGCAUGACCUGGGCCACGCAUUUGAGCGAUACGAGACGGCGCACUCCCAGCCAGUAAGCUUGGCACCGAGGCAGAACCUCCCACGGAUCAUCCUCAAAGGAAUCUUCCAGGGGGUUAAAGUGGUUCGUGGACCUGACUGGGACUGGGGCAACCAAGACGGUGGGGAGGGUAAGGUUGGGAAGGUAGUGGAUAUUCGCGGCUGGGACACAGAGUCUGGUCGCAGUGUGGCUAGUGUCACAUGGUCUAAUGGCACCACCAAUGUCUAUCGUAUGGGCCACAAGGGGAAGGUAGACCUGAAAUAUGUGUCUGACGGCCAAGGAGGCUUCUAUUACAAAGAUCACCUACCAAAGCUUGGAGAGCAUGCAGAGCUGCAGCGGCAGGAAAGUGCUGACGGCCACUCCUUCGUGCAGGGCGACAAGGUCAAAUGUCUUCUGGAGGAGGAGAUCCUGCGACAGAUGCAGGAGGGCCACGGAGGAUGGAAUCCCAAAAUGGCAGAUUACAUUUGUCGGAUCGGGACAGUUCAUAGAAUCACUGACCGAGGAGAUGUCAGAGUCCAGUACAGCAACAACAUCCGCUGGACCUUCCAUCCUGGGGCUCUUACUAAGGUGAACACUUUUGGAGUUGGUGAACUCGUACGAGUGUUGGAGGAUAUGGACAGUGUGAAGAGACUGCAGGCUGGCCAUGGAGAGUGGACAGACAGCAUGGCUCCUGUGCUUGGCCAGGUUGGGAAGGUGUUGAAAGUUUAUGCAGAUGGUGACCUACGGGUGGCGUUUGGAGCUCAGACGUGGACGUUUAAUCCAGCUUGCCUUUCGGCACAGCCCGUGGAGGUGGAUGCCAACCUCAUGACAGCCGAGAACCACAGCGAAUCUGGAAGUACUGUCAUCUCAGUUUUGGAGAAGCUACUGUCUCAGUCCACAGAGCAGGACAACCCCAGCCGGUUGGUCAUUGAGGCAGCGCACGGCAGUGCCAACAAAGUGCGGGAAUUGGUGCAGAAAUACCCUGACAAGGUGGAUAUAAAGAACCAGGGUAAGACUGCACUGCAGGUUGCUGCUCAUCAAGGCCACAUGGAGGUGGUGAAGGCCCUGCUGCAGGCCAACGGUUCCAUCGAGGUCAAGGAUGAAGAUGGAGACACGGCAUUGCAUUACACUGCCUUUGGUAAUCAGGCAGAGAUCGCACGGCUGCUGUUGAGCAAGGGGGCAAAUGUCAACCUCCGGAACAACUCCAUGUGCACAGCGCUCCACAUUGCUGUCAACAAGGGCUUCACUGACGUGGUGCGGGUGCUGACUGAACAUUCAGCUGAUGUCAAUCUCCAGGAUUCAUAUGGGGACACACCUCUACAUGAUGCCAUCGCUAAAGAUUUCCGCAAUAUCAUUGAGAUCCUGGUUUUGGUGCCCAACAUUGACUUCACUCAGCAGAACCACAGAGGCUUCAACCUUCUGCACCAUGCUGCCCUCAAAGGAAACAAACUGGCCGUAGAGAAGAUCCUGGCCCGAGCGCGGCAGCUAGUGGACGUUAAGAAGGAGGAUGGCUUCUCGGCGCUGCAUCUGGCAGCACUCAACAACCACAGAGAUGUCGCAGAAAUGCUCAUCAAGGAGGGACGCUGUGACAUCAACAUCCGCAACAACCGUAAUCAGACGCCACUGCAGCUGGCAGUGACUCAGGGCCACACCGAGCUGGUUCAGCUUCUGGUGGCCGAGAGCGCUGACGUCAACAUGGAGGACGAGGAUGGUGACACGGCCAUGCACGUGGCCCUUCUUCGUCCGCAGCUGGCCAACAUUAUGCUUAACCCUACUGUGGGAACCAGCAGCACUGAGGAGAGCAGUGAGGGCUGUUCUUCCACAUCGCUCUACUGCAGGCUGAGUGCUUCAGGUCUUCUGGUGAAUACUGAGCUGAGUGUCGGAGCGGCGAUGGCCUGUUUUCUAGCACAGGAAGGGGCUGACAUCAACUAUGCCAACCACAAGGGCAAGAGUCCACUGGACCUUGUUUCAGACACUGCAAUGCUGCAGGUCAUCAAGAGCUUUUCUGAGAAGCACAGGUUGCAGCGUCUGCAGGCCAUCACAUCUGGACAGGGCCUGAGCAGUGCAAGCAUGCGGCGGGUUCACACUACACCCAACACCAUGACCAACCUGGUUCUCCCUACACCGCCGGGGCCCAGUGAAUGCCUCAUCUGCUCUGAGCUGGCUCUGCUGGUUCUCUUCUGCCCCUGCCAGCACAGCGUGGCCUGUGAAGAAUGUGCCCAUCGAAUGAAGAAAUGCAUCAAAUGCCAAGUCACAAUCACGAAGAAAAUUAGACAAGACCAAACGGAGGUGGACUGCAGCCCUGGAAAUGAGAACUCUGAGCAGCACAACCUGCUGGAGCAGCUGCAGUCCCGUUACCGCCAGAUGGAGGAGCGCAUCACCUGCCCCAUCUGCAUCGACAACCACAUCAAGCUGGUCUUCCAGUGCGGACAUGCCUCCUGCAUCGACUGCAGUGCUGCGCUCAAGACCUGCCCGAUCUGCCGGCAGACCAUCCGGGAGCGGAUCCAGUUGUUCGUCUGAGCUUCUCUGUUUCCUCAGCUCUUAACGGCCAGAACUGGGAUGUCCGAGGAGGCUGGAAAGGAGUGAGGGUGAGGAUGUGAGGGGGUGCGCAGCCGUUUCCUUUUGAAGACCCAGAAACCUGUGUCUGCCUGUCACACCCUCCUGCUCAUCCUCACCACACACAGUCAAUUACUCACUCUGUCCGCGUUGCUUUACUAUAAGACGCUGUGUUACAUCGUCCUCUGUUUGUUACAUUUUGAGUAGUUUCCCUCUCUCGAGCAGCGCAGGCAGGAAAGCGUUGAUUAUGUUAACUGUUUUGUUGCCGUCAGUUCUGGUUCUCCCGUCGAGCUCAACAGGAAGUGGACGAGGAGAAGUUACCUCGUUGAUAACACUGGUAAGCGGGGAGAAGGAGGUCCUCAACAUCCUCAUCUCCGCCUCCUCUAAUCUGUCCAAUCUUUGCUGCUUUAAGGGGAUGUCUGUUACCCAUCAUCCUCUCUGGCUGUCUGCCCUCCUCUGUUUACAAGGCUGCACAGAAUCAGUCCCCAUGUUCUCGCCCCCUUGGCCUGUCCUGUGAAUUCUGUUUGCUCUCAUUUGUAAUAAUCUCUUAAUAAUCAGUGUUAGUCUCUGCAGAGGGAGUUGCUAUAACUAAAGGCUCUCUUCAUGUUCCCCAGCCACUCGCUGUAUGCAAGGGGAAAUACACACUAUAUAUGCAUGAGUAUAUGCAUAUUGUAAAGCUGAAAAUGACUGUGUCGUCAUGGGUGAUUUGUUGUUGUUGUUGUUUUAUUUCUCUCUCGUUACAUUUGUGGUUUUUAAUGUACGGAUAAGUACAGAGUUUUAUUUAUGUGUGAAAGGUGGUGUUACUUAGUAAUGUCCUUUUCUCUGUUGGUGUUUGCUUGGCAAAUGUGUUAUUGUUUCUACUGAAAUUCACCCCAAGCCUAUGUCCUCUACUCAGGGUAUCAAACUAUUGAAAGCACUUGUGAUAUCCAUAAAAAGGUUGAAGAGCCCCCACAUAUGCUGACACACACCUCCAUACACACACACGAACACAGAGCUAGUUUGUCAGGUAAUUUUAGUGGAGGGUUGUGGAAAGAAAAGGUCAUUUAAAAACAACAAAAACACAUUUUAUGAACCCUAAAGUGUUGUUUUUUUUAUUACUUUUAUUGGUGAAAUGAAUGUUUGCAGUUAAGUUUCUGCAACAUAACUGUCAUUCUACUGCAUUUUAUUGCAAAACAAAAGCAUCCCAGAAUCACCACUCUGCUGCAUUUCGGUUUAACUUCAGACAGAGAGCAUUGUCUUAGACUGACCUCAGUCAUGUGACGGGUGUAGGGAUCCCAAAUGAAUACCAGGUUAUUGUAAAAAAGAAAAGAAUCAAAAGGGCAAAAAAAGUCUUGAUGUUGGAUCUGUAGUUCCUUGUCUGCCCUCUAAGUUGAGUCAGUUCAGAGAAAAAAAAACCCUCUCUUUCAUCUGGAGGUCAGGAUUGUACACCAUCAUCUUCAUCAUCAUCAUCGUCAUCAUCCUUUCUAAUGUCUUGGUGUGUUUUCUUGAAGGGCUUAUGCAUAUGAGAAAAAAAAAAGUUUCUAUUUUAAAUCUUUAUUUAAUUUUUAUUUUCUACACUUAACUUCCAGAAACAGGAGUUUUGUUUUUUUUCGUCUUCAUUAGAUCCCAAAUUUUGGGAGAGCCAAUGUUAAAGAUGUACAUUUGAAUGUCGGGGUGGGUGGGUUGGGGGGAUGUAUCCUGUCUUACUCUGCCUUUUUAUGUGUACAGAAAACGAUGUAAGAGAAGGAACUGGAGAGAGUGAGAUGCGUUUUCCAUGAGGAAAGAAAGUUUUACAUCAGUGCCAAAUCGCAUGAGGAUGUGCAUGGGCAUGAACGCCCGAAUUUAUCUAAAAAAAAAAAAAAUUUGCAGCGUGAAGUUCAACUAAAAACUGUUAAGCUGUUAACGUCGUCGUUUGGUUUUAGUUCAAAAGCAGACAGUUCUCUUCGGCCCACUUGGUUACAUUACUGGCAUUAGCAUUUGAGCUAAUGGCGUUAGCCUCCUAACGCUAGCUUAUAGUGUCCUCAGUGACAGGUGAUACUUCUCUCAUUUUCAAAACAUCAUCAGUCCCAUAUUGUUUGGAGCUUUUUACGAGUAUAUAUAUUUAUAUUCUGUGAGACAUUAUCAGUCGAGCACCACGUUUCUUAAAAAAAGAAAAACAACAAUUGCACCAUUUUGAGGAUUGUCCAUUGGUGUUCUAAGUUGAUGGAUCCACAGGUGAAGGCAAUAACCUUUUAGAAAAUGGAAAAUAUUUGAGUCCCCCCCCCCUUCCUCUAAUGGAGUUUGCUGCGAAGGUGGGAAACAAUUUAUGUAUAAACACACUAUUAAAGCAGCAAAUGUUACUAUUGGUGUUUGUACAGUUCAGCUCUUGGAGUUCUGAUGUUGGCCUUACUGUCCAUUCCUCCUCUGUUGAUGUUUUUUUCAGUUGUAUUCUGUACAAAAAUAUUUUGCAAUAAAUAUGGAACUGUUUUCUAAGGA